Molecule: messenger RNA, 804 nt
Organism: Homarus americanus (American lobster)
Lineage: Eukaryota; Metazoa; Arthropoda; Malacostraca; Decapoda; Nephropidae
Product: galactose-specific cell agglutination protein gsf2-like
Exons: 3
Coding region: 1-804 (267 amino acids)
Source: RefSeq, a predicted model, not a curated record
AUGGUUACUGUUGCGGCCAAUAUUUCUACCACUAUCACCAUUGUUACUGAUGCGGCCACUGCUUCUACCACUAUUACCAUUGUUACUGUUGCGGCCACUAUUUCUAUCACUACCAUCAUUGUUACUGAUGCGGCCACUGCUUCUACCACUAUUACCAUGGUUACUGUUGCGGCCAAUAUUUCUACCACUAUCACCAUUGUUACUGAUGCGGCCACUGCUUCUACCACUAUUACCAUUGUUACUGUUGCGGCCACUGCUUCUACCACUACAAUUAUUGUUACUGUUGCUGUCACUGUUUCUACCACUAUUACUAUUGUUACUGUUGCGGCCAUUGCUUCUAACACUACUACUAUUAUUACUGGACCACUUUCCCCUGCAUGUACACUUAUCCCUGUAGGACCACUUUCCCCUGCAUGUACACUUAUCCCUGUAGGACCACUUUCCCCUGCAUGUACACUUAUCCCUGCAGGUCCACUUUCCCCUGCAUGCACACUUAUCCCUGCAGGACCACUUUCCCCUGCAUGUACACUUAUCCCUGCUGGUACACUUUCCCCUGCAUGUACACUUAUCCCUGCUGGUACACUUUCCCCUGCAUGUACACUUAUCCCUGCAGGACCACUUUCCCCUGCAUGUACACUUAUCCCUGCUGGUACACUUUCCCCUGCAUGUACACUUAUCCUUGCAUGUACACUUUCCCCUGCAUGUACACUUAUCACUGCAGGACCACUUUCCCCUGCAUGUACACUUAUCCCUGCAGGACCACUUUCCCCUGCAGUGUGGCUCUUGAGCCAGUGUGGCUCUUGA